Colletotrichum chrysophilum is the source of this 1068-nucleotide messenger RNA. RefSeq lists its product as uncharacterized. Gene Ontology annotation, molecular function: tRNA methyltransferase activity. The transcript is spliced from 2 exons. NCBI's taxonomy places the organism in Eukaryota, Fungi, Ascomycota, Sordariomycetes, Glomerellales, Glomerellaceae. The coding region runs from base 1 to 1068 and encodes 355 amino acids. Gene Ontology annotation, biological process: tRNA methylation. The record is from RefSeq and is a predicted model, not a curated record. Gene Ontology annotation, cellular component: cytoplasm.
AUGGCACCACAGCAGCGGGCCCAACUGCCCUCCCCGCCCGCGGCCUUCACGGCGCGCAAGCACAAGAUUCUGCAGCAGCUGAGCGUGCCCGACGCGGAGUACACCGACGCCUCGCCCAAGGGGUCCGUGGACGUGGGCAUCCGCGAGCUGAUUGGCGAGCUCAACGCUCUGGACGGCUUCGUCACGACGAGCAGCUGCGCGGGGCGGGUCAGUGUCUUCCUCGAAGGGAAGAGGAAGGAGUCUUCGUCUGCACAGGAGGAUGGCGAUGCCAAGACCGCCUUGACGGAGGGUGAAGACACUCCGAAUGCGCUGGCGACGAUAGCUGGGCCCGGCGGGAAGGGCGGCGGCGGCACGUGGUUGUAUGUAUCUCACGAUCCUGUCCCUGGACCGCAUGAUGAGGACGACAGGCUGCUGAGUCUGCUUGGUCUCGUGGAUGAAGCCGAGCGCGGGAAGGCUGGAGCCGGAGAGGCGGGAAGCACUCAGUCUGGGCGAAGGAGACGGCGGCUUAUACACUUCAAGUUUGAGCCUAUGAUCCUCCACGUCCUCACAGCAUCCUCAUCCCACGCCCAGCUCCUGCUCAAAUGCGCCCUCGCAGCCGGCUUCCGCGAGAGCGGCGCCCUGAACCUGCUGCCCAACGCACCAUCCACCGACGACCAGCAGCCAUCCGUCACCCCCAUCGUGGGCGUCCGCACGAUGGGUCUCGGCCUCGAGUCCCUCGUCGGCUACGUCGACGACUCCAACGACACCCGCCACUGCACCGUCUCGGCGGACUACCUCCGCACCCUCGUGGACAUCGCCAACGAGCGCUUCGUCGAGAACGCCGCGCGGAACGCCAGGUUCCGCGCCGCGCUGCAGGACGCCACGGCGGGACCGCCCGCGAGGCUGGGCGAGGGCGGCGCCGAGUGGGAGGAUGCGGCUGUCAGGAGGGAGCGAAAGAGGGCGGAGGGGUUGAGGCGGAAGGAGGAGAAGAUGCUCGCUGCUAGGGAGAAGGAGACGCAGCAGGGUUCUGAGAGUUUGGUAGAGGAGAAUGUUGUAGAUCUGCCGGAAUACCAACUUCAUGGGCUGUGA